This is a messenger RNA of Merops nubicus (carmine bee-eater), 918 nucleotides long. RefSeq names its product chromosome unknown open reading frame, human C4orf47 (gene CFAP96). Gene Ontology annotation, cellular component: centrosome. Lineage: Eukaryota; Metazoa; Chordata; Aves; Coraciiformes; Meropidae. The record is from RefSeq and is a predicted model, not a curated record. The transcript has 7 exons. Bases 1 to 918 code for a protein of 305 amino acids.
AUGCCUGCGGAAGGGAAAAGUGACAUGGAGAGGAUUGGCCUCUUCAGUGAAAUGGGUUAUGUCACCAUUGGAGAUAAAUAUGUAUCACAUUAUAUGCGCCCUUUUAAUGAAGCUGCAAGCAAGAACAGACAGAUGUUACCUGGUGGGACCAAAACAUUGUCAGCUCUGCAGGCAGGUUAUUUUGAACCUGAGUUUGUGAGGAUUUUCAGUGGUGAAGCCUACUCAAACCCUGUUCAGCUAAGGAGACGCUAUAGAUUGGCAGAAUCAAAGAAAAAUUUGGGCAAAGCUUUCCUUCCCAGUAGUGGAGACAAAUCGCUAUGUGGACUUGGCAGCUAUUAUGGAACCAUAGGAGGCCCAUAUCCAUACUUCAGUCCACAACUGAAAGCCAAAGAAAGAUACAUUCCUCCUGGAAAGAAUCUUUAUACUAAUCCAGGGAAGAAAGGCAGUGGAUAUGGUUAUGCAAAUCUUACAAUAGGUGAACAAUAUCCACAUGAAGCUGAUGGGUAUGAUGUAGAAAGAAUAAAUGCAAAGAAAGCACAAGAGGAACAUAAGCGGUUGGUUAAAGGAGGGCCUUUCAAGUUAAAUCUAUAUCCCCAGGAGUAUUUUGAUACAAAUCCCUAUUUUAGUGACAAACCUUUACCACCUGUGAAGAAACCACCUCCAAGGAAGCCAAUUGCACCACCUUUCAGACCAAGUUCUCCUGCUAAAAAGGCAGGGGGCAUGAAAGGAGGCACAUUCGAUCCUUACCCAAGCCAUUCUGCUGACCCCUAUGUAGUUAAAAAAUCUAAGGCUGUCACAACUACUAAAGAACGACAGAUUUUUCAUCCUCCUCCUGGACCAAAAAGCAGACCUGUUACAAGCAUAAUAACUUUAAAUGUCACAAGAUCAUUAAAUGUAAAGAACUACAAGACUGCAUGA